AUGGAGUCAUCACAACAUCCGAGGAGCCGUGAUCAGUACACGGUGGGCUGGAUUGCGGCACUCGACUGCGAGCUCACGGCUGCCAUGUCAAUGCUUGACGAGAAACAUGACCAGCCACACGACUUCGAACGCGGACCGAGCGACGACAAUGUCUACGUCUGGGGAGAGAUCAACAAACAUGGCAUUGUCAUUGCGUGUCUCAAAGCAGGAGUCUGUGGCGCAACUUCAGCCGCCACAACGGCCAUGCGUCUCUUGUCCGCGUUCCCGAACGUCAAGUUCGGCCUCAUGGUUGGAACUGGUGCAGGCGUCCCUCAACCGGGAAACAAGCCAGACAUACGUCUCGGCGAUGUCGUCAUCAGCGAGCCAGACGGAUCGACUGGUGGCGUCUACCUCUACGAUCUCGUGAAGGCUAAAUCCGGAGGAGUCUCGGAGGCCAAGGGGUUUUUGAACGCUCCUCCCGGCAUUUUGCUGAAGUCUCUGGUAAACCUUCAGGCUGAACACAAGUACCGUGGAACGGACAUCCAACGGCAUCUCGACAGAAUUACUCCGAACAUGAGAGAACCAGAUGAUGAUUCACCUGGCUUCGUCCAUCAGGGCAUCGAAAACGACCGGCUUUUCAAGCCUCACUGCCCGCACGUUGAGGGCGACAGCUGCAACAACUGCGACCCCAAAGAGCUGGUAGACCGCAACAAAAACCGGACCACGAAACCGAGGUUUCACUACGGCGUCAUUGGCUCAGGAAAUACCCUGGUCAAAGAUGCAAGAUGGAAGGAGCUGGUCUAA
Molecule: messenger RNA, 783 nt
Organism: Lasiodiplodia theobromae
Lineage: Eukaryota; Fungi; Ascomycota; Dothideomycetes; Botryosphaeriales; Botryosphaeriaceae
Product: putative multiple ankyrin repeats single kh domain protein
Exons: 2
Coding region: 1-783 (260 amino acids)
Biological process (GO): nucleoside metabolic process
Molecular function (GO): catalytic activity
Source: RefSeq, a predicted model, not a curated record